AUGGCUAUUGCUUGUACAAACCUGACCAAUGUUGUGCGCUCGGUGCAUCUGCUCAGGGUCGAUGGCUACAGCAUCACCAAAGCCAUGCGCAGCGAUAGCUGGAUCAAGUCAAGGUGGAACGUCGGCGGGUACGAGUGGGGAGUCCACGUCCAUCCUGCACUGCCGAACGACACCAUCGACCAUAGACCGUGGGUCGCGCUGAGGCUCGUCUUCCUCAGCGAUGGUUGCACUAUGCCCAACGUCGAAGCGAGCAUGCGCUGCCGUUUGGUGGAUCCGAGGGGGACGGCUGAUCCGUCCGAAGAGAAGAGUAUCACGUGUAAGUUCAAUAAUCGUCCGAAGCGCCAGCUUGGGGUCUCAGGAGAUUGCUCGGAUCCAGCUUAUCUCAUGUCGGCACGGGAACUAGAGGCGUCGUGCUAUCUCAAGGACGACUCCUUCACCGUGCAAUGCACUGUCACGGUGCUCAAGGACUUGGCCGAAGUAACGAUCCGGGACGACGGACCAUUGCCCGUCGUGCCGUCCUCGGGCUUGUACCACCACCUCGGCGAGCUGCUGCGGAGCGGCACCGCGGCGGACGUCGAGUUUAUCGUGUCGGGGGAGUCCUUGGUUGCUCACAAGAACAUAUUGGCGGCGAGGUCCCCUGUGCUCAUGUCCGAGUUCUUUGGGCACAUGAGGGAGGCGAGCUCUCGGGUCGUCGUGAUCGAGGACAUGGAGGCGGCGGCGUUCAAGGCCAUGCUGCACUUCAUCUACACCGACACGGUGCCUGCUGAACUUGAUGGGCAUGGCGAGGACGAGGCAGCGACGUCGAUGGCUCAGCAUCUACUUGUGGCUGCUGACAGGUAUGGACUGGACAGUCUCAAGCUGAUUUGCGUGAACAAGCUAUUCAGUUGCAUCACCGCCGACACAGCCGUGGCAAUUUUGGUUUUGGCCGAUCAACACAACUGUUCCCAACUCAAGGCCAAGUGUGCAGAAUUCUUGUUCAACACACUCCCGCGAUGCUAGAU
Messenger RNA from Triticum aestivum (bread wheat), 1001 nucleotides. RefSeq names its product BTB/POZ and MATH domain-containing protein 1-like. The transcript has a single exon. Lineage: Eukaryota; Viridiplantae; Streptophyta; Magnoliopsida; Poales; Poaceae. Gene Ontology annotation, molecular function: protein binding. Gene Ontology annotation, biological process: protein ubiquitination. The coding region runs from base 1 to 999 and encodes 332 amino acids. The record is from RefSeq and is a predicted model, not a curated record.